CUUCAUCACGUCUAUUGCGAGAAUUUAGUGAGAUGUAAACUGUCAUGGUGGGCAAUGAGCCAUUCGUUAGAGUAAACUGAACACACUUUCCACAUUAUGGCUAGUGACGACGGUGUCAUUUUAACAAAUGAUGAUGCAGCGCAGUGUAAGCGCUUUGCAGUAGAAAAGAAGUAUUGGGCGGACCCCUACAUUUCUCUUAUGACACCAAGAAGCUCCGCAAAACAUGCGCCUGAAAUCAGUAGGGGUUACUAUGCCAGAGUGACUGCCAUGCGCUCGCUGUUGCACAAGUUCUUAAAAUUAACAGAUAGGAAUUGUCAAGUUGUCAACUUUGGUGCAGGGUCAGAUACAAACUACUGGUUGCUGAAAGAUAUGGAUAUGUAUCCUAAAUCCUUCAUUGAACUAGACUUUAAAUCAGUGACAGCAAGGAAAGUCAACCAGAUAAAACGCCAUGAAGCACUUCUACAAAUUAUUGCUUCAGAAGAUGGGGAUAUAAGAUUAAGCAAGUCAGAAAUCCAUGGGAGUGACUACCAUCUUGUAGAUGCUGAUCUGUCAGUUUUGUCACAAGUGGAGAAAAAACUUCAGGAAUCAGGAAUAGAUAAAACUUUACCAACUCUGUUUAUGGCCGAGUGUGUGCUAGUUUAUAUCGAAUUUAACAAAACUAAAGAAUUGCUGACAUGGAUUGCGGACCAGUUUCCUGCUGCCAUGUUUAUAAAUUAUGAACAGGUGAACAUGGCAGACCGAUUUGGUGACAUAAUGAUAGAAAACUUGAAGUCUCGAGAUUGCUUUCUGGCAGGAGUGGAGGCUUGUAAAAGUUUGGAGACACAAAGGCACAGGUUUCUAGAUGUUGGCUGGGAGGGAGCUGAUGCUAUGGACAUGCUACAGAUCUACAAAUGUCUGCCACAGGCAGAUGUUCAUAGGAUAGAGAAGUUAGAAUUCAUGGAUGAAAAAGAACUUCUGGAGCAGCUUUUAGGCCAUUACUGUUUAGUGUGGGCCUGGAAAGACCCGAAUAACCUAGGAUUGGCUGAUCUUGAUGUCACAUGAUCCUAACCAAGGGAAUUAUCUGUACCCAAAGUUUAUACCAUUGCUUGAUGAAAUCCCACACAGCUUCAUGUCAAACUGCCAGUUUACUUAUUUAUACAGAUUUAUGUAUAUCGGGCUGCUGUGUUGUGGUAUCUGAUUAUAUGCAGGAAUUGUUGAUGACUUUAACUUAUGGCUGCUUUUAAUGUGUCGCAAAAUAAACUGUUGCUCCGUUU
This is a messenger RNA of Saccostrea echinata, 1253 nucleotides long. RefSeq names its product leucine carboxyl methyltransferase 1-like. Gene Ontology annotation, biological process: C-terminal protein methylation. Gene Ontology annotation, cellular component: cytosol. Lineage: Eukaryota; Metazoa; Mollusca; Bivalvia; Ostreida; Ostreidae. The transcript has 6 exons. Bases 97 to 1041 code for a protein of 314 amino acids. The record is from RefSeq and is a predicted model, not a curated record. Gene Ontology annotation, molecular function: protein C-terminal leucine carboxyl O-methyltransferase activity.